This is a messenger RNA of Trichogramma pretiosum, 1514 nucleotides long. It is a transcript of the gene MBD-like, whose product is annotated as methyl-CpG-binding domain protein 2. NCBI's taxonomy places the organism in Eukaryota, Metazoa, Arthropoda, Insecta, Hymenoptera, Trichogrammatidae. Bases 87 to 1049 code for a protein of 320 amino acids. The transcript has 5 exons. The record is from RefSeq and is a predicted model, not a curated record.
AUCAUUUGUAAAUAUUGGUACAUUUUGAAAAUAAAAUUUGAUUUAAGUGAAUUAUUCAGUAUAGUUUUAUUCAUUAAACUGUCAAAAUGAGUACUAAAACUAAAGCUAAAGUUAGAUCUUCGCAAGGAAAGUUAGAGCUUCUAAAACAAUAUGACGAGCUAAUAGAAAGCGGAGCAACUACGUCAGAAGCUGCAUCUAUACUAGGCCUACAUAAUUCUACUCUUAAUCGUAUACUGAAAAAUAGAAAUGAAAUACAAGAAAAUUGUGCUCAAGAACAAGAAGAUCGUUUGAAUUAUCAAAAUGCGAUGAAAAAUUGGUUGCAGACUUCAGAUGUUCCACAAAUGACACAAACAAACAAUCUUGACAACAUGAAUAUGUCCAUUGAUAAAAAAAAGUAUUAUGGCCAAGCUGCAAUGCCUUAUUGGAAUCAAAGAGAGGAACAUCAAAUUCCCAGAAAAAGCAAUAAUAAUCAACCGCAACAGCAACAACAACAGCAACAACAAGCUCCCCUAGCCACAGCACCCCAACAAUUGACAACUGCCUCCAAAGACCCUUAUUAUUACAGUCGACCUGUUAAACAGGAUGUUUCCUUGCUAGCUCCUAUCAGGCAAACUGCAUCCAUUUUCAAGCAACCAGUAACAAUAAUCAAAAAUCACAAAAGCGUAGUAAAGGAUCCACCGACUAGACUAAAUGAAAAAGAUAAGCCCAAACAGUUGUUUUGGGAAAAAAGGUUGGAAGGCUUAAGAGCAUGUGAUUCUAAAGGUUAUGAACUCAGUCGAAUGGAACUUCCAAAAGUUCUGAAACCUAUUGGUCCAUACGUUUCUGAAGAAACAGUUCUUCAAAGUGUAGCAACAGCAUUGCACGUUGGUUCAGGACCUGUUACUGGGCAAACUGCACUUAAAGCUCAAUUAGAAAAAAAUCCUGGAUCAUUCUUGAAUCCUGAUCAACCAUUACUACAGGCUGUUACAAUAACAGACGAAGAUAUCAAAAAACAAGAAGAAAAAGUUUUAGCAGCCAGACAAAGGUUACAAGAAGUACUUCGUUAUUGAAAUUAAGCAUUGAAAACUCAUUAAGCUUUAAAACAUUAAUUAUUAAAACGAAUGUCUAAAAAAGUUAGCAUAAAAACUGUAAAUAUUAAAUUAUUUCUAUAUAAAGAUGUGCAGAGACUGAUAAUUUUAAUAAUAAUAUCAAUAGCUUGCGCAAAAUAAUUGAAAAAUAUUCUGAUAUUUUCACAAAUGACUAGUGGAUGUUUUUACAAAUAUUAAUAACUAUCAUAUAAAAUAAUAGAGAAUAAUUUCCAUUUUCGCUUAUUGCAAUCGAAAAGUAGAAAUUUUAAGAAGUUAAGGACUAGUUUUAAGUAUUCAUUAUAACCUCUGAUUCAAAUACUUUUACAUUAAAUUGAUAUGCUAUUAUAUAGUUUGUGUAAUAAAAUCAGAGAUUGAAUAAAUAUAGAAUACAUUAAAAAUGUAAAAUGCUGUAAUAUUUUUAACUAAUAAACACCAUUAAUAUUGUAA